Plasmodium fragile is the source of this 7935-nucleotide messenger RNA. RefSeq lists its product as uncharacterized. NCBI's taxonomy places the organism in Eukaryota, Apicomplexa, Aconoidasida, Haemosporida, Plasmodiidae. The transcript is spliced from 2 exons. The coding region runs from base 1 to 7935 and encodes 2644 amino acids. The record is from RefSeq and is a predicted model, not a curated record.
AUGGAAGAAUCCAAAGAAGGAACUCCCUUGGAAAAUAAACGCUCAGAAAAUGAAGAGCCAGAAAAAGGAAAAACAAGCAGCAGUUGUAAAAAAGUAAAAAUGGUACACAAAACGAAAUCGAACGAGAAGAAGAAAAAAUCGUCCAAGAAUUGUAAGACGUAUAAAAGGUACAGAUAUUUUAAGCCCUUCAGACAGUUUAAAAAUUCGAAAAGUUUGAAAAAUGUGAAAAAUUCGAAAAGUCAGAAAAAGAGAGAAAAAGAACAGGCAAAAAAGAAAGCCAAAAGGAAGGCGAAGAAAAAUGCCCUCAAGAAUAUCCUACCUGUGGAGCAGGCCAGAUCGACAGAAGUUGCAAAUGAGGGGGACGUUACACUAGGCAACGUGGAGAAGCAGCUGUCAAACGAGCUCAGCCCAAUGCAAAACAGUGCCAAACCGAGCAAUAGUAGCAAAUCAGAGUGCAAGAAUAUUAGCACCAAUGCUGAAUAUGUCGCUUUGCAUAAGGAUAAAAUUGUUCCUAAACAUUCUGAUGAGAAAAUGAGGGGUAACGUCAACAAUGAUUAUGAAAUUAAAGGCAGUGUAGAUGAGGACAACCUCUUUUCAGUUCACAUGGAUGUAGCCACGGAAAAGACACCAUGUGUGGAAGCGCCAGAAGGAGAUAGCCUUAACUACGUAGUGGAAAAGAACUCGCCCAAUAAGGCAAAAGAAAUAGUGGUCACGAUACAACAUUGCCAAAAAAACUCAUGUAGGGAAGAAAAUUGCACCGUUUUGAAGCCCCACAUGGGUGACCCUCAAACGAACUACUGCGGAGGAGAAGAAGAAGAACAAAUGGCUCAUGUAAACGCAAGCAGGACCAGCAAACAGAGUAAGCCAAGCGAACCGCUGCCAGAUAUGCAUCACGCACAGCAUGAAGCAGAGGCAACACAUCACCUAAUAGGCCCACUGGGAGAGAAACAAACUUGUAGAAUUCAAUUCAGAGAGCUCAUCGCGUCGAUGAAAGAGGACACCAAAAAUAUUGUCAUCGUAAUGGAAAACCUCAGCGAAGAAAAACUGCUCUAUAUGACCAUCCCAUUUAGCGAAAAUUACGACAUUAUAAAAUAUUUCAAUUUCCUGUCUCUUGAGAAGAUAAAAAAAAUGAUAAACUUGCUUCAUGUAGAUAAUUACAAAAAUUUUAUUUUCGCAUUUAACAAAAAAAAAAUAAUUGAAAUUGUGAACCACGUGUCUGUUAACACAGCCAUUAGUGUACUCUUAAAUAUGUCGAACAACAAGGUAGCAUACAUAUUAAACCAUAUAGAGGAAAAUGUCCUGAUCAAUCUGUUGAAUGGAAUACCUUUGUGUAAGUUUUAUCACAUCGCAGAAUGUUUACCUAUGCAAAAAAUAAGUCUCUGCUCAACCAAUAUAACAUAUGAAAAAUUGUACGUAAUGCACAACUUGCUGCCGUCUAAAAAAUUACAUCAGGUAACCAAUAACCUCUCUGUACAAACUCUCAGCAAGUUGAUAAACGAAUUGCCUUUAUACAAAUCUGUUAAGGUAUUGAAAAUGUUACCCCCUUGCAAAAUUGCGCAUUCGAUUAACGUGAAGGAAUUGACUCCCCAGUUUGCUUCCGAAAUUGGGAGAUCUUUCAGUGCGCCUGAAAUUAUUGAAAUUGUGAAUUAUCUAAAUGAGGGGAAUGCAUAUAUUUUACUGAGCAGAUGCAACUUGACCAAAAUUAUUCUCUACAUAAAUUACAUUUCAAUGGAAGAGUUUAAAUCUGUCACUUCAAAAUUGCCUACUGAAUUUUUGACACAAAUUGUUAAUGAUAUAUCUUUGAAGUUACUCGUAGAGUUGUUCCUGUCUCUCCCCGAGGACAAAGCCGUUCCUUGCUUGUACGCCCUCACUCAGAGAAAGCUCAACUCUGCUUUGCGCAUUAUUCCGAUGCAGACGGUCAUAAUAGACAUGGUCUUGCGCCAAGUUCGGGCUGUCCAGGGAGGGUACCACCCCACCGAAUCAACUAUGGACGUGACUGCCGCCGCUCAUCCACACAGACAUCUGGUCAACAUGAUCGAUGAACACAAUUUGGCUUUCCUCCUUAAACAACUGAAGCCAGAGGAGUAUGUCCCCUUCUGCAAUUUUCUGUGCCAAGAACAGGUGCAACACAUCGCCAACUCCAACCACAUCAAUUGUCAAACCGCCGCAGCGUGUAUCCUGCAUUUGCCGCUUACUAAAAUGAUGGAGAUUCUCCAAACGGCAAGACAAAAACGAAGGGAAGAAAUGACGAAAUACAUGCCAACUUUUGUAUCCCACAUGGUCCUACAAAAAUCAAGUAAUAGAAAGUACAUGAACAAGAUAGAACAAAUGUUUAUCACUUGCAAAUUACUACGAUUGAGAAAAGUUUUUAGAAACAGUAAAAAAAUGGUCACUCUGGGGAAAAAAAAAAAAAAAUUAAAAUAUUACCAUUUGAGAAAAAAAACAAAUGAUAUCAUACGUAGCAUUAAUGUGAAAAAUUAUUCCAAAUUUGUGAACUCCAUUUCUUGUACCAAAAUUGUGGAAAUGAAUCGCGUCAUCGACAACAUCAUGUGCAAGCAUCCAUACACUGAGCCUAAAGUUAUGGAGUGCCUUUUUGUCUUCUUUAACUUUCUUGAGAAAAUCGAGACCUGCAAAUGGAAGACAGACAGGAGGAAUCUACGGUGGAUAACCAAGGACAAUUGGAAAAGUGGGGAGCACCUCCAGGACACGUGUAAACAGACCAAGCUAUGCCCCUGUGAGAGGAACACAAAAAUAUGUCAGUUAAGCCCCUCCCCUGAGAUAACCAAAAGGAAUCCCUCUUUAGAUAACACGACGAUAAGAAAAAUUAUAACCCAUGAAAAACAAGGGGAAGCAAACUAUGUGGCGACGAAGACAGGGAAAUGCAAUCCAACUACCAACAGAGUGAGGAUCUCCUUCUACACAUUUUUAGUACACCUUGUUUGUUUCAUAAAAAUGCACAUAGAAAAUUACGUACUCCAGAGUUUCGAAAAUUGGCACGACAGGGAAAGAGAGGAAGAACACCCCUCCAAUAGGCAACGAAGCGAUUUACCCUUAAAAGGGGCUCUUGCACCAAAUCACGAAGAGGCCAGUACAGCCCUCCUUCAUGAAGACUCCAGGGUGAUAGAAUCACACCCCCACUGCAUAACGACAUCCAAAAUGAUGAACACCACCAACAGUAAGUUAAUUUUCAAGAGUGUCAGAAAAAUUAUGAAAAAUAUAUUCUACUCUGUGAGGAUGAUAAACCAAAUAGGGAAUCCUUCCCUCGUCUUGAAGCACAUCUCCAUGCUUAACAUAAUACGGGCUGACAUAAUCCAGUGCAGAAGUGAACUACCAAAGGAGGAUUUGAAAAAGAGGAGCGAAUGGGAUUACUCCACAGAGACUCCAAUAAAGAGUAUACAUAUUAAGGAUGGAAGAGCAACCCUCAUUGGGUUUAAAAAGAGUGCCGAUGUUAUACCACAGAGUAGCAACUUCUUCAGUGCAAAGUGUCUACUCGCAAAAAAUAUAUUCAACGAAAUGAAAAAAAAAAAUUGCACAAAAGGGACACGCGAUGGGGAAGAAUAUAAGGAGGCUGUGACAAUAGAAGAUGGCAUUAAGAAGAUAGAAUCUGACCAUACCAUAGAAAUGUCACAAAAUAGUAGGACCACAUGCACACUUAAGGAAGGGGACACUGUCGACAUGAGGAACUUUAGUACAAAUGAACGUAGGCCUCUCAUUAAAAAAAGCAAAAAAAAUUACUUCAAGAAGUUAAAGAAUAUCCCCCAAAUGGCUAGCUUUAAAAGAUUCAAACGUACAGAUCAGCACCGCAGUAGUGAACCACGUGAAGGUAAAUCCCCAAAUGUAAGCAUAAACACUACAAUGGAAACCUGCCAAAUAGAUCGUCAAAGCAGAAACACUACUGCUAACCCACCCAAUAAUAAAAAAGCAUUUUUUCCCAUCCCAAAUAGCAAAACAGGAAAAGUACUACCAUCGGACGUGUCCAACAAAGGGGGGAAAAACAAAGUGUCUCUAUUAAAAUUUAUGUUCGCUUUGAACGAUUCGAAUGCUAAGAGGCACGUUUAUAAUAUAACCCUAAUCAUAAAAUUUGCUUUUUUGAAAAAAAAAAUAUUUCUGAGCAAGUGCAAGAACCAAAUUGUGGGGUCUUCUCUAAACGUACUUAUAAAUGAUAAUGGCUGUAAGAGGUUAUUUAAUUUUAGUGCACCCCCUAACGACACGUCAUGUUAUAUUAAUUCGAACAUUGUAUCUCUGCAUUAUGAUGAUACCGAUGCUAUUAAAAAUUUGUAUUCUUUGACAUCUAACAAAUCGGUUCCCAUGUGCACUACACCGGAGAUAAUCCCGUCCACUAUUCCACACAAGGAGGAACCCAAGAAUCGCUUUAAAAAUAAAAAAUCAUCAACAGAAAUGAACAAACUAAAAAAUAACAUGUCAAUUAAAAACAUGUGUAACGAUUUAAAUUCUAGCAUCAUCCUUCUUUGGAAGUCCUCCCAAUGUGGCUACAUAUUCUUAGACGCACAUAAUUCUCUGCAUAUAAAUAUCCAUGACCCCUCCAGCCAGUUUUCUCUGAACCUGUUCAGGCAACAUGAUGAUUUUUAUGUAGGGGGAAAUACCUACAGAAAGAGUAACUUAUAUUUCCCUAAAAAGGGGAAGAAAAAAAUGAGCUUCAAAAAAAUCAAAUCGAUGUUCUCAAGGAUAUUAGAGAAAACGAAAUCUGCGCCAGUUGCGAACAGAUCCAGUGGUCCAAUCAUGGAAAGAGGACAAGGUGAGGUAGGAGGAGAUAUGAAGGAGGAAAGACCAAAUGUGGACAUUGUCCUAGAUAGGACUGCUUUACAUUCACGUGGAAAGAAUGUCCUCAACGAAGGUAAAGGAGACACACCAGGAGACGUCAAAAGCAGACGGGAUAACUGCGCCAAUGGAUAUGGUCCCAAACCGGAGGAACCCCUAAUCUGUGAAGAUAAUGAGGUAUAUUUCGGCGAUGAGUAUUACAAGUGCUAUGAGGGAGAGGUGCCCAGUGCAUCUGCCAAUGUGGGAAGCCAUCUGAAUGGGGAGAGCAUCCCCUUCAGCGAUCCCCUUGAACCCCCCCGAAAGAAUGAAGAGACUUGCGAACUGAGUAUCGACCAACAGAGAGCAACAAACUUGAGGACACCAAAGAGCGAACACGCCCACGACGUAGAAAAGUCAAGAAAUGAAAAAAACGACACAAACGAAACAAAUGCAUAUAACAAACACAGCAUAGUGAUCAACAAAUUCAGCAAUAUUAUUAACGAGGCACAAAGAGUCCUGUCUAUAAAGGAAAAAAUUAUUAACAAGAAAAUAUUAGAACAAAUCCAUUCCAGUUACAUAUCCCCAAACUCCCUAACGGAAAGUGAAAAGGAAAAAAUGAGAGAAAUAAAAAACAACGAACUUAACAAAAUUAUGGAAGAAGAAUUACGGAAGGAAAAUAAAAAUUUUCAAUCGAAAGAUGAGUACUCGUUUGGAAACACCAACUACACAGAUGAUGAGUUGAAUAUAAUGCUCUACCUAGAAAAAAGGAAAAAAAAAAAAGACCAAAAAGGGACAAGGAAAAAAAAACAACUCAUUGCUAUGAAGAGAAAAGAAAAUUAUUUUAUUCCAUUUCGAUUUAAUCAAAGUAAAAUAUUAAAAUUAAAAUUGUUGACUCUUAUUGAAAAUGCUUUAUGUAGUUAUGAUGUCAACAUAGGGGAAGGUACCUUGAUCAGUACAUUGGAUCAACAAAGACAAGGUGAAACAACAAAGGAAUAUAUCGACUCUUCUGCAGAAAAUAUCACCAACGGAUUCCGUUUCUCCCUUGAACAGGUUCCUUCUAACAGUUCCCACAAUUUGGCAGAACAGUCCAUUUGUUCAUUUUUAAAUUCGAAUGCUUCUCAAAAAAAUCUCAACGUAGAUAUGGUUCCUCUGAAUGGUAAUCCAAAUUGGUUUCAACAAAAUAGGUUAACCUUGACGAACCCAGUGGGUGACGUUGAUCUGUUCGGCGUGCAUGAUGCCAUGUGCAAUAACAACCACGCUUUCCAAGUUAACAUAAACACAGGGAAGAACGAACAAAGUGCCCCUAGUACGAAUUGCAAGAUCCUCCCAAACGAGACAAACAAAAAAAAGGAGCAUUCACAGGAUGAACAACAUCACAAUCGUGUAGAUAUUGCCCCCUUAGAACCCUGCCACAGCUCCACUUCAAUCCUCCUCGUAGAUAAGUACCCCCUGAAUAAGUGUUCAUUACUUCAUCUAAGCAACCACGCACACAACAACACGAACACACACACAAACAGAACGUGUGAAAGCUCCUACGAAAUUGUAAAUAGCGUAACAAUGCAUGACAGAAACAACUCCACAAAAGGGUCAUCAUCAAAUGAAUCGAAUCGAAGCUUAAAUGAUGACACAGACGUGAAUAAAAUUUCGACAUUCGAAAAUGAGUUGCAAUUGUUUCGUACAUCUAAUCACCAUUCGGAAAGUGUAGAUAUACAAGGAGGUACAGAUGCCUCUGCAAACGGAAGGAACGAAUUGGGAGAACCACGAAAGGAGGUACUACUAAGACAUAGCAGCUUAUUUUAUAAGCAUGACUACAACAAUUUGGAGACGCAUUCAAACCAAAGAGGAGACAGCACAAAUGAUGUCAACCAAUUGGAUCAAGUUGCUACUGCCUUUGCCUCAUGGGAAAAAGGGGAAGGGGACGCACCUUUGAAAAAGGUGGAGCAAACCAAACGGUGCGAUUAUAUUGCACCCCACAUAGUGGGCCACUGCAACCAAUCGGAGCACCUCCACUUGGAAUUAUGUCCACUGGAAAAGUGCGCAAAACGGAAUGACCUGUACAACAACCCUGGACAGAACCGCGUAGCACAGCACGACGACUUACAUUUGAGAGAACAAAGGGAAUACUUCCUAAACGGUUUGCUCAGCCAUAUCCACAGCGAGCAGCAGGGGGAUGAUCACUUUGACCGCAACUCUAUUGCGAACCCACAUAGCGUGCUCGGGGCUGAACAGGUGGGCCUCCUCAAUUUGCACUGCCUGUUCGAAAAUAAGUCGGAGAAUUUUUGCCUGAUCAGCGAGGGUUGCACUAAAGCCAGCAAUUACGUCAACGACAGCAUGCUGAUUCAUACCAAGAUGUACAAUGAAAUGUUGCAAAUACAGAAGGAUGACAUGUCUACGUCGGACAAGUGUUCCAUGCUCGGUAUGUCAAUCGCUUCCAACUCGUCCAACUUGUUCAGUAGCCACAACAGUGACAGGCGCCAUAGCGACUCGACGGAAAAACAAAUUAUGUGCAUUCACAAGAAGAAAAAAAUACUUUGUAACAGCUGUGGAAAUGUCCUCAAAAAAAAUGUCCUAAAGGACCUAUUCUGCUUCAGAGUAACCAUAAUUAAUAAAAAGUCUUUUCUUUCCAAACGUGUAAAAAUCAAGAUCUAUUAUCAGAGUCCUUUAAUCCGUGCGAACUUUGCUUCCAAAGACAAUGUUAGAUAUUCCUUGGAAAAAAAUAUGACCGAAUAUAAGCUCAACAUUAUUGCCAUUAAUAAAAAAAAAAUACGAAAAAAGUUGUCUCUAUCCAAGUCGAAAUUUUUCAGAAAAUGUCUCGAAAUUCAGUUAAUUAGCAGUUUGGACAAUAUGCUAAUUUCUCAAGGGGAAGAAAAAAAGGGGGUGAGCAAAUGCUCUGGGGAUGGCACCAGUGUUCACUCCUCCAUGGACCAUUUCAAUACAUAUAAGGAUGACCUCUUCAGGGAUAACAUAGAAACGGGAAAAAAUUUGUCCUAUGAACACAUAAAAAAUUAUUCAAAACGCUUGUCCAGCAUGAACCAGUCUUCCAACGACGUUCCCCCUGCUAUAUACAAUUCACACUUUGCCAUACUAAACUUCAGCAUCCUCGACGAUAAGAAUAAGAAGAAAUAUGAUGUGGAGAGGUUUAUAGUUCCUUCCACACUGUUUUACACCAAUGGGUAA